Molecule: messenger RNA, 1646 nt
Organism: Lecanosticta acicola
Lineage: Eukaryota; Fungi; Ascomycota; Dothideomycetes; Mycosphaerellales; Mycosphaerellaceae
Source: the annotation of a GenBank genome assembly
AUGUUGAGAAAUACUGUCUUGGCAGCCCUUCUGGCCUCUCAGGCCCAGGCCUUCCCAUGGGUCGCCCAAAUGCAUGGCUACGAUGCCGCUGAGAUGAAGAGACGCGACAUGUUCGCCUCUCGCUCGAUCGAAGCACGCACUCCAGGUGACCAGGCCAGCUGCCCGGUCAACCCAAACCACGUUCCAGCUGCUCCAGCCACAGGUAUACCAACAUGAACGUUCUGUAAUCCAGAAAUGCGCUGAGACGAUGUUUUUCAGCCACUUACCCUUACUGUGGAGCCUUCAACGGCGGCCCCGGCAACCAGACCUGCGCGAACAACAAAGUUCCUGCGGAUGGUGAGAUUCUACAAGCUUGCCGUGGGCAGUGCCGACGUACUGUGCUAACAGAAACACCUCCAGGCGACACAGCCCAUCAAUACCAGGCGCCUGGACAGAACGAUAUCCGUGGACCUUGCCCGUAAGUCUUCCCCUUUCACGUAAAGAACAAUUGCUUGCGGCCAGCGCGGUCGAGCAACUGGCGCUUGCAGCAACUGCGCACGGACAGCACAUGCCAUUGCGGAUAGUUCCGCCGGACAGCCUCAGAGGCAUCAUCCUCUCACCUCCACCUAGCAUCACAGACAUUGCACCCUCUUCACGCUCAAUGAACACACGAUGCUGACUGCAUGAUCAGUGGCCUCAACACCGCCGCCAACCACGGCUUCCUUGCCCGCGAUGGUAUCACUACCUUCCAGGAGUUGACCGACGCACAACAAAACGUCUACGGUGUCGGCUAUGACCUUGCCAUCCUGCUCGCGGUUUUUGGUGUUGAGCUCGACGGAGACCCAAUCACCAUGAAGCUCAGCAUUGGCUGCGAUGCCACGCCCCGUACUGCGUGAGUACUGAACAUCCCUGUUCCCUACUCCAAGCUGAUAGAGAAGAAUAGUACACCAGGCGCUGGUCCCGAACUUGGUCUCGACGGCCACAACAAGUUCGAAGGCGACACUUCGCUCACUCGCAACGACUACUUCACUGCAGGCGGAGACAACUUCAAGUUCAACAGCACCUUGUACGAGGACAUGAUCAACAACUACUGCGGCAAUGCUUGCAACCUCCAAGCCAUGGCCAAGUACCGAUAUGCGCGUUACCAGUGGUCUCUGAACCACAACGGCAACUUCUACUACGGCCCCAAGUCCCUCCUCCUCUACGGAGCCGCCUCGUUCGUCUACGAGCUGUUCCCAUCCCUCGGACCCGCCGGUACCCCCGACCCAACCACGAUGAGCUACUUCUUCGAAAAGGAGGAGCUCCCACCGAACUGGUUCUCCCGCGUCUCCCCCUACACCAUCGAAGACGUCUCCAGCCAGAUCGGCAUGCAGUACCAGCUCUACCCCGUCGCUUUCGGCGCCAACACCGGCAACCCCAACUCUUUCGUCGGCUUCGGCGAGACGGGUCCUUCCAUCUCCAACGGCAGCGCCACCACCCCUGCUGGUGUCGCCUGUGCGCUCUACCAACUCGCCACCGAGAACGAUCCAGCUUCCCUUGGUGGUGGUGGCUCCGGUAGCCUCCCCCUUGCGACCCUCACGUGGGCCGCCACGAAGUUGAACCCCAUCUUUUCGGGCACCGGCGCCGCUGCCCAAUUCGGCUGCCCGAUCGCUUUCAACGACUCUUGA